UGGGAAAGAGCACGGGUGGUCGGCUUAUCUCCGCCUCCGCAAGAAAGUGCGGACGUCCCUCGAUGAAUUAGCGAUGCUUCAAAUCCUCCGCCCGCUGAGCAUGAAAAUUCGAAAGCGCCGCACGUUGAAAGGAAUAAUUUUGGUGGGAGCAUCAAGCCUGCUGGUUUUAGUGUGGCUCGGACCAUCCAAGCAAGAUGAGAGUGAGGAGGAGCGGCGGCCGGGCGGCAGGCCGGACCUGCUACUGGCCGCCGAGCGGCGUCUCUCGCAGCUGCAGCUCAGCUCGGAGGAGGUGUUCCGCGCCCUGCACGGCUCGCUCAGCGCCGUCACGCUGCGCCACGGCUGCAGCUCCGUGGCGCGCGUGGGCGGCCUCUGCACGUGCCAGGUGGCUGAUGGGUAG
This is a messenger RNA of Pollicipes pollicipes, 397 nucleotides long. RefSeq lists its product as uncharacterized. The coding region runs from base 74 to 397 and encodes 107 amino acids. NCBI's taxonomy places the organism in Eukaryota, Metazoa, Arthropoda, Thecostraca, Pollicipedomorpha, Pollicipedidae. The transcript has 4 exons. The record is from RefSeq and is a predicted model, not a curated record.